CCUUUUCAAAAGUCAAAAAACGAAUGGAGAAAAAACCCACUUCCUUAUCGUUCCAUCCAGUGGUCAAAUAGGGAGCAAUCAAGAAAUUUCGUCAACAAGAAAAAGGGCCCUUCGCAUUUUGGUGUUUAAUGGUCAAUUAUAUCACAAGAAUCGUAACCCAUUUCAUACGUUCGUCGUCUGUCCUCUUCUUUUUUUAACCCCCGGUUUCCGUUUUCAGACACCAUUCUUUUUAGGGUUCUGUAAAAAAAAAGCUCCUGACAAAGAAUUUGUCUGAUACAGAUAUAUAUAUAUAUAUAUUUUGGUCCUAAAAGGAAAAGAAAAAGGUUUGAGCUUUGGUGAUUUACGUGUUGACGAUGGGGCUUUGCUGGGGUUCUCCUUCGGAUUCUCCUGCAACACCCAGCUCUACUGGUAACAUUAGUUCAGGGGUGUCUAAGUCAAUCAGCAACUGCGCAUCAACAGCUACUUCCAGAGGGAGCAACAUCUCCAGCGACAGCAGGUUCUCUGCAAGCAGCGGCGAUGAAGCUUAUCCCAAUGGUCAGAUACUGUCCACUCCGAAUCUGAGGAUAUUCACCCUCGCCGAACUGAGAGCCGCUACCAAGAAUUUCAAGUCCGAGAAUGUCCUUGGAGAAGGAGGGUUCGGUAAGGUCUUCAAAGGUUGGCUCGAAGAGAAGGCCUCCAGCAGGCACGGUAGCGGAACAGUGGUUGCUGUAAAAAAACUGAACUCAGAGAGCUUCCAAGGAUUCGAGGAAUGGCAAUCUGAGAUACAUUUCCUGGGAAGGCUUUAUCAUCGGAAUCUCGUGAAGCUGUUGGGGUACUGCUUGGAGGGCCAAGAUCUGCUCCUUGUGUAUGAGUUCAUGCAGAAAGGAAGCUUAGAGAAUCAUCUCUUUCGAAAGGGCUCCUCAGUUCAGCCUCUCCCAUGGGAAAUAAGACUUAAGAUCGCAAUAGGAGCUGCUAAAGGUCUGGCAUUUCUGCACACUUCGGAGAAGCAGGUGAUUUACCGAGACUUCAAGGCCUCGAAUAUUCUACUCGACGGGUCGUAUUCUGCCAAGAUAUCGGACUUUGGGUUGGCCAAACUGGGUCCAUCUGAUAGCCAAUCUCACGUCACGACUCGGGUUAUGGGGACAUACGGCUAUGCAGCUCCCGAGUAUGUUGCUACAGGACAUUUGUAUGUCAAGAGUGAUGUGUUUGGUUUCGGAGUUGUUUUGGCCGAGAUUUUGACUGGUCUGCAUGCACUUGACACGAACCGGCCUAGCGGGCAACACAAUCUAUCGGACUGGAUCAAGCCUUAUCUAGCCGAUCGGAGAAAGCUGAGGAGCAUAAUGGACCCUCGUCUCGAAGGGAAGUAUCCAUUAAAAGCUGCAUUCCGAGUGGCUCAACUUGCUUUGAAAUGCAUCGGACCUGAACCGAAGCAACGUCCUCCCAUGAAAGAAGUGGUGGAAGCUCUCGAACGCAUCGAAGCUGCCAACGAGAAGCCAUUGGAGCGGAGGAAUCUUUCUUCCCCGACCAUGGCGAGGAAGCAAAGUCCUUAUCACUCGCACCAUCAGUCUCCGUAUCAUCCACGGCAAGAAGCAGCCCGGCCAUAAUUCUUUUUCUCUUUCUGUUUCUGUAAUUCUUGAAUAUUUCAAUUUGUAUAAUCUGUGGAACCUAUAGACGAGAUAUCUGUUGUAACAUUGAUUUGUAAUGUAAACUGCUGUGCUUAGUUGCUUAGAAGCAGGCUCAGGACUUUAUAUUGAAAUUCAAAACCUUUAUCUA
Molecule: messenger RNA, 1752 nt
Organism: Tarenaya hassleriana
Lineage: Eukaryota; Viridiplantae; Streptophyta; Magnoliopsida; Brassicales; Cleomaceae
Product: probable serine/threonine-protein kinase Cx32, chloroplastic
Exons: 6
Coding region: 354-1583 (409 amino acids)
Biological process (GO): protein phosphorylation
Molecular function (GO): ATP binding; protein kinase activity
Source: RefSeq, a predicted model, not a curated record